Messenger RNA from Mytilus californianus (California mussel), 1861 nucleotides. Its product is annotated as homeobox protein orthopedia-like. The transcript has 3 exons. Bases 15 to 872 code for a protein of 285 amino acids. Gene Ontology annotation, biological process: regulation of DNA-templated transcription; neuron differentiation. Gene Ontology annotation, molecular function: DNA-binding transcription factor activity, RNA polymerase II-specific; DNA binding. The record is from RefSeq and is a predicted model, not a curated record. NCBI's taxonomy places the organism in Eukaryota, Metazoa, Mollusca, Bivalvia, Mytilida, Mytilidae.
UUGAUUCGACUGAUAUGGAUGGUGUUAACAACUCCUCUUUAUAUUUUCAAGAGCCACUUGCCAAGCCACCAAAAACAGACUUGAAGCCCACAAUGACUAAUUCUCAGAUGUUGAACAGAGGGGAUAGUGACAGCGGAUCCUCCAAAGAGCCCGACAGUGGUUCAGAAAUAGACAGUGAGAGAUCAAAACAGAAACGUCAUAGGACAAGAUUUACACCGGCCCAGCUGAAUGAACUGGAGAGAAACUUUGCUAAAACACACUAUCCUGAUAUUUUCAUGAGAGAAGAACUAGCUUUGAGAAUUGGUUUAACAGAAUCACGAGUCCAGGUUUGGUUUCAAAACCGAAGAGCUAAAUGGAAGAAGAGGAAGAAGACCACAAACGUGUUCCGAACACCUGGGGCUCUACUACCAUCACCCGGAUUACCUCACUUUGGUUCUAUGAAUGAUGGUCUUUGUGGUUUUCAUCCAUCAGAUACUCGCUGGUCUGGAAUGUCAAGUAUGUCCGGAAUGACAAAUUUAGGAGGAUCUAUCAACGGAAAUCCCCUUACUUUUCCGUCAUCCUUACAGAGACAAGGACUUGGACAAGGAUUUGGAUCACAAGUAUCAAUAGCAGGCCUGGCUGAUGCUGUUAAUGUGUCACUUGGUAAUAACCUCAUGCCUAAUGCAAGUUCUAUUUAUAAUUCCAACUAUGGAGUCCAAGUUGCGAGUUGUUCUUCUCCCCUACAGUCAAAUUCAAACUCGCCACCGGCGAUGUCAAAUACACAGAUGACGUGUGGAAUGCAAGAGAUAGGAGAGGCUUGGCGAGGAUCAAGUAUAGCGUCAUUACGUCGGAAAGCAUUAGAACACACUGUUACCUUAUCAGGAUUCCGGUGAAAUCUCAACUUUCCAUAAAUAUUACCGUAACAUUUUAUUUCUGUAUAUAUCCAUAGAUUCAAAUGACUUCUUUCGUAUUGCUAAGGAAUAUAACAGUGAAAUUUGAGUCGAAAUUACUCAAGAUUUUGUGGUUUAUUUUUCUGUUCACAAAUUCCCUUUUAUUUGUAAUUUACGGAAUUGAACUUAAAAAUACAAGAGUAUAAAGUAUUUGACUACAAUAGUUGUAAAACAUUUAGUUAAGAUUGAUAUAAAAAAUAAUGGUGCAACUUUUAGCGAUCUUGCCGACAUAGUAGAGGUUAUCAUUUUUGUGAUGUAAAGGGUACAUCUUUUGAGAUGACUCUUACAAAUGAAUUGUAGUGCUAUUAAUAUGUUUGUCGUUCAAUGUAUGUGCUAAAGGUAUUGUAAAAUUCUUUAUCAAUGACAGUCAAAUAAGCAGAAAAUAUAUCUGCAUACAUUUGCGUCCUGUAAUUUAUUGCCAUAUAAUUUCGGUAUUUAUUUAUUAAUUAUUUAAUGCAAUAAAUGGUAAUAGCGGAUAUUUAGAUAGAUAUAAUACACGAGAAGUGAUAAAAACGCAAGCAGGUGAAAAUUUCCAUUUAAACCAAAUUGAGAAAAUACACUUAAAGAGAUAAAGAAGUGUUAUAUACAUUAUGUUUUUACCAAAUAUCAUUUUUACCAUCACUAAUGACACUUACACUAUUGUCUUCUUUGUUGUAAAGAUAUAUUGUUUUGCAAUAUUCACAGUUUGUCCAUAGGAAAGCUGUUUAGGGCUAACAGUGGAAUAAAGCAAAUAUUUGUGUACAUUUUGGAGAACAUAAAAACUCUUAGAAUAUUUUCACAUUUCCGAUAUAUAUUUCUGUUUAUAUCUGUGCCAUGAGGUUUUGUGUAUAUCUUGUUUAAAACGAUAUUUGUAAUUUACUCAGUAGGAUCAUUGUUUAAAUAAUUGUUUUCUACUGUGUAAAACUGUAAUAAACAAUUGACUAUAGAAAAAA